AUGUUUGCGAUAAUGCAAGUGGAAACGGAUGAUAGAAGGGAGUUUCGGCGCAAAAUGCAUCGCGCCAAAUGUGAAUUCGUUUGCAAAUAUUGCCAACGUAGAUUCACAAAACCCUAUAAUUUGAUGAUACACGAACGUUCUCAUAAGGAUGACGUCACUUGGACGUGCGAAGUUUGUGGGAAAACGUUCAAACGUCAGGAUAAUCUCAAACAGCACAGGUAA
Molecule: messenger RNA, 222 nt
Organism: Pediculus humanus corporis (human body louse)
Lineage: Eukaryota; Metazoa; Arthropoda; Insecta; Psocodea; Pediculidae
Product: protein drumstick, putative
Exons: 1
Coding region: 1-222 (73 amino acids)
Biological process (GO): embryo development; embryonic pattern specification; embryonic hindgut morphogenesis
Cellular component (GO): nucleus
Molecular function (GO): RNA polymerase II transcription regulatory region sequence-specific DNA binding; DNA-binding transcription factor activity, RNA polymerase II-specific
Source: RefSeq, a predicted model, not a curated record